Messenger RNA from Knipowitschia caucasica, 1401 nucleotides. The record is from the annotation of a GenBank genome assembly. NCBI's taxonomy places the organism in Eukaryota, Metazoa, Chordata, Actinopteri, Gobiiformes, Gobiidae.
AUGUACCGACCACGUUUUAAUGUCCCGCUGGGGGCUAGCAGGGGACAGAACUUCGGCUCUGGACAUGGGAGGGAACCAGAGGAUUUCCAAAAGAAUCAGAGCAAAGACACCGGCCAACCUAAUCAACCUCAAACUUCAAAAGUACCCCCUGGUCCUCAAAAAACAUUUGGUCCCGAGAAUAACAGAUGGAAAUCAUCAUUUGAGACAGUUGCAGAUGAUGAAAUCAACGAGGAAUCCAGCAGUGACAAAAGGUCUCCGGACAGAAGACACAUGCCUCACUUAUACGACCCCUUCAAGUCCGACUCGGAGGACCACCCAUCUGAAGAAAAGCUUGAGGACAGGCAGCAGUCGAGGAGUGGCUGGGAGACGGACUCAUGGAGUCAGUCGCUAAGUCCUGACCGUCCACUGUUCUCCGCUCAAAACACAGAAUCUGCAGAAAGAGGCGGCUACAGCUCUGGAGGGAGGACGGAGGAGCACAUGGCUGACGGCUAUCGGCCAGAGUCGCCAAUGCCACCGUCGCAGCAAAUGCCACCUCCACCGCACCAGAUGCCACCUCCACCGCACCAGAUGCCACCUCCAUCGCACCAGAUGCCACCUCCACCGCACCAGAUGCCACCUCCAUCGCACCAGAUGCCACCUCCAUCGCACCAGAUGCCACCUCCAUCGCACCAGAUGCCACCUCCAUCGCACCAGAUGCCACCUCCAUCGCACCAGAUGCCACCUCCAUCGCACCAGAUGCCACCUCCACAACAUCUGCCACCCCCACAAUAUCUGCCUCCGCCGCAUCUGCCACCACCGCAUCUGCCACCGCCGCAUCUGCCACCAUCGAUACUCAAACCACCGCCAUCACAACGCAACUACCCUCAGUCCUCUGGGUUUGCAGCAGGCUCGGGUCCACCUCCCAGACCAGAGGCGCAGGCCCCCAGCAAAAACGCAUUGCUAACUGAAAAGAACCUGAUGAGCUGUGACCUGUGUGAGGUGGAGGUCUCUAACGGGCAGGAGCUGGAGGAGCAUCUGGACAGCAAGACUCACUGGGACACGCUGGAGUUCAUCCAAAAGAACAACAAAUACGACGACAUGGCCAUCGCCUUCCUCCAGGACGUGAUGCUGUACAAAAGCCAGAAGUGCAGUCGAGCCAUUGAUCACACUGCUCUCCAAGCACUGCAGGAGUACGAUCACAUGACUAAGGUGGAAAUGUUCCACUGUGCGCCCUGCAACGUGUUCGUCCCCACGUCUGCCCCGGCCGUAAAGAACCACAUCUCCACACAACAACACAGGAACAGCACAAAGGAGUUUGAGGCCAGACAGAGGCGGUUAUGUCUUGAUAAAGCCAGUACGAUGAUGGAGCAGCUCAUGCCACAGUUUCAGGCCUUUGUUAAGGGUGUGAGUCCAUUUGAAUGA